Messenger RNA from Trifolium pratense (red clover), 1680 nucleotides. Its product is annotated as protein MRG2-like. The transcript is spliced from 10 exons. NCBI's taxonomy places the organism in Eukaryota, Viridiplantae, Streptophyta, Magnoliopsida, Fabales, Fabaceae. Gene Ontology annotation, cellular component: histone acetyltransferase complex; nucleus. The record is from RefSeq and is a predicted model, not a curated record. Gene Ontology annotation, biological process: chromatin organization; regulation of DNA-templated transcription. The coding region runs from base 162 to 1118 and encodes 318 amino acids.
UUCAUUGAAGUAGAAGGAACAAGAGUUCUUUGUUGGUGGGUUUUGGGGUUUGGGUUUUGUGUUCAUAGUUGUUUCACAAAUUCAUCAUUUCCUAACACUGAUCAAAACCAAAACAAAGUACUAAGUAGUAAGUACUACUAGCUCAGAAGAACUCAAAAUCGAUGAAAAUGGCAAAUAUCAUCAAAACAAGCAGCGAUGUUUCCGACAAUUCCAACAACAGUAGUACUUCUCAAACCGAAAUCGAAAACCUUAACUCUGUUUGCCCUUACGAAGAAGGAGAAAAAGUCUUCGCUUUUCACACUGCUUGUCUUUAUGAAGCUAAGGUUAAGCAUAUUGAGUACAAGCAUAAACGAUGGAGAUUCUUUCUUCAUUAUCUUGGUUGGAAGAAAAGUUGGGAUGAAUGGGUUGUUAUUGAUCGAUUGAUGAAACAUACCGAGGAAAAUAUGCAGAAAAAACUUGAUCUUGAUAAGAAAUAUGGAAAUGAGAAGAAUGCCAAAAAACCGCGUGCGUCAACCAAGGGUUCUAAUGUAGCGAGAGGCAGGAAACGAAAGGGUGAUUCUCUGGUUAAGGAAAAGAUUGUGGUUGUUCCUGAUAAACUUGUCAACAUUCAAAUUCCACCAACACUGAGGAAGCAAUUAGUUGAUGAUUUUGAGUUUAUCACUCAUCUUGGCAAGCUUGUUAAACUUCCUCGUACUCCUAACGUGAACGACAUAUUCAAGACUUAUUUUGAUUACAGAUUGAAGAAAAGUGGACCGAUAGCUGAUUCGGUUGAAGAAAUUAUGAAAGGACUGUGUUGUUACUUUGACAAAGCAUUGCCAACGAUGCUCUUGUACAAUAAUGAGCGUCUGCAGUAUCAAGAAGCUUGUCCAAAUGAUAUUGUUCCUUCUGAUAUAUACGGUGCAGAACAUUUGUUACGUCUCUUUGUUAAGCUGCCAGAGAUAUUGUUCCAUGCUAACAUUGAAGGCGAUACAUUGGUAGAACUCCAGGCUCAAAUACUUGACUUUCUCAGGUUCUUGAGAAAAAAUCAGCGCGCAUUUUUCCUUUCUUCUUAUCAUGUCCAGGAGAAUGUUGAGAACAGCAGCGACAAACAAUUUUGUAAUGCACAUAAUAUCACAUAGCUUCUGCGGUUGCAGAAUGCUUGUUUCAACUGCAGUUUACUAACAGAUCAAAGCGUUUUGUUAAGUGUUGCUUGUAGUAUUGGGAAUGCAAACCUUUUCAGGGUAAAAGAAGAGGAACUAUUAAAGGAUGCUACUGACCCUCUUUUAAAUGUCAGUUGUAUCUCUGAAAUUUGUUAAAUUUAGCAUAUGUUUGGUAUUACAGUGGAUACGCUACAAUCACGGUGAUCCAGAAGCUACAAAGUGUAGCUUUUGAAAAACCACGGUGUGUCACCAUAAUUCGGGUGUAUUCACCGAUACCAAACAUAGGCUUAAUCUGUUAUCCAACAAAAAUGUUUCCAUUGAUGAAGUUAGUGCUCGAGCAGCCUUUUAGUAUUGUGUGCAUGAUAUUUGGUUUAUAUCAUCCACCUCCUCGACUGAUCUCUUUUUCGCGGUUUUUAGUUCUGAAUAUGAAAACCUUUGAAAGCCUGUAGCUGAAAGGUGUCUUUGUACUUGAUCAACAUUAUUAUCAAUGUGGAAAAUUCAAAUAUAUAAAAAUAUAAAUCAAUGAUAUGUUCCUAAUAAA